Messenger RNA from Nematolebias whitei (Rio pearlfish), 633 nucleotides. RefSeq names its product peptidyl-prolyl cis-trans isomerase FKBP14. NCBI's taxonomy places the organism in Eukaryota, Metazoa, Chordata, Actinopteri, Cyprinodontiformes, Rivulidae. The record is from RefSeq and is a predicted model, not a curated record. The transcript has 4 exons. The coding region runs from base 1 to 633 and encodes 210 amino acids. Gene Ontology annotation, molecular function: peptidyl-prolyl cis-trans isomerase activity; calcium ion binding.
AUGUUGGUGGUCGUGCUGAGCUGGCUCUGCUGCUCUGCUCUGGCCUCUGUCAGCGGCGGGAAGCUGCCCGAGGCCGAGCUGAAGACCGAAGUCCUGCACAGACCUUUCAUCUGCCGCAGGAAGUCCAAGUACGGAGACAUGCUGCUGGUGCAUCACGACGUCUUCUUUGAGAACGGGACCAUGUUUCACUCCAGUCGAAACCACGGUGACAAGCAACCGAUGUGGUUCACACUGGGCAUCAGAGAAACCAUCAAAGGCUGGGACUUGGGCCUGCAGGACAUGUGCUCUGGAGAGAAGAGGAAACUGGUGAUACCUCCAGCACUGGCCUAUGGAAAAGAAGGGAAAGGUAAGAUCCCACCCGAGAGCACGCUGACCUUCAUCGUUGAGGUUAUGGAAAUCAGAAAUGGUCCGAGGUCACACGAGUCCUUCCAGGAGAUGGACCUUAACGAUGACUGGAGGCUCUCCAAAGAUGAGGUGAAAGAAUAUCUGAGGAAAGAGUUCGAGCGUCACGGCUACCCUCCCAACGACACGCUGCACGAGAACAUGGCCGAGGACAUCUUUGCCAAGGAGGACGAGAACAAGGAUGGCUUUAUAUCCUCGAGAGAGUUCACGUACAAACAUGAUGAACUGUGA